GCCCAAAGGUUUCACUUCGUUUUUAAAAGUUUCGAAGGGCUCACGAGAAUCGACACCUGACAGAGCACCCCGGGACUCAUCGGGCGUCAUCAUUCACGUGAUAUUACAUAUAAAUGAAAGAAGCUUCCCUGCUUUGAGUCGCUGGGCUUUACUUUGACGAUAAUGUCAGAAUUAUAAAUGGUUCAUCAAAUAAAUAAAUAAAUGUGGGUUUCAUUACAAAAAUUUCUCUGUCAUUGGACCAAUAACAUCUUUGAGAAGAAAACGUUUGACGUAGCCAACGAAAUCAAUCUUGAGGUUUCGCCAGAAGUGCGGGCGUGGUUUGUCAUAGUUGCCGGACGUGGUUAUGCCUGCGCGGCGUGAUUUACGCCGAACUAGUUUGGGGAAAUGACGCGCAAUAAGCGCCUCCUCUAGGUUUCCGGAUGUAUUCAUUUGAAUUUUUGUUCCAUAGGCAAGUUCGAGAGACUUCGGUUGUUAGAUGCUGGAAUUGGAGAGAAAGCGGCUGCUUGUGCUUUAUUUAUGAAUAUUAUUAACGCGACACCAAACACCUAUAUUGUUUAGUGUUUUGGUCUUUUCUGCGAUUUUUUUGUGGAGUUAGUUUUUGAUGUACCGUUCAUUGUUUUCGUUAGAUUUUAGAUCAAGCCUUUGUUUCUUACAGCUCAGUACGUGAAUACUUGCUUUGUUUUUGUACCCGUUAGUUGUGCGGGUUACAAUCUCUUAUGCUUAUUAAAACUAUAUAUAUUAUAUUUGAGUCAAGGAUCUUUUUAGUAUACCAUCGUUGUGGAGUUAGACUAAGCUUACAUGCAGUUCGCAUUUAAUGUUUUAUUUUAUUUUCGUUGGUAAUGAUACAAAGUCUUUAAGGUAAACUCUAUUGUGGUGUUUAGUACGUCUAAAAGAUGCUGAAGACUAUGCAUUCUGAAGUGGUCGAAUCAAAAUCCAAGGAACGUUGUGAACUUUGUAAGCUUGCUGAUGACUGUCCGAACAAGUAUGGAGAGAAGAUCACGUUGAAGAAUCACAACCUUACUGUACACUACUUUUGUCUGCUUAUGGCCAGUGGAGUGUAUCAACGUGGAGAGGAAGAUGAAGGAAUCUAUGGCUUUUUAGUGGAGGACAUCAAACAAGAGAUACGCAGGUCUUCGAGAUUGACCUGUAACGCUUGCAAGAAGAAGGGGGCCUCAGUUGGCUGCAACAUUAAAAGCUGCAGAAAGAUGGUCCAUUUGCCAUGUGGAAUCCAACAAGAGUUUAUAUUCCAGUUUACUGGACAAUUUCCAUCUUUCUGUAAAGACCAUCGUCCUGUUCAAAUCCAGCCCCUGUCAUCAUACACCAGCAACUCACUUUGUUGCUCUGUGUGCUUAGAAUCUGUAGAGCCUGUCUUGUCCUACACAGUGCUCAAAUGUCCCUGUUGUCAUAGUGGCUGGUUUCACCGGGAUUGUUUACAGCAUCAAGCAAACAGUGCUGCCAUGUUCUUCUUCAGGUGUACAAUUUGCAACAAUAAGGAUAAGUUUCAACAGGAGAUGCUCCGGAUGGGAAUUCACAUACCAGAAAGAGAUGCAUCAUGGGAACUUGAGGAAAAUGCAUAUGGGGAGUUACUGCAGGUGUACCAGCACUGUGAUGCUCUCAAGUGCAGAUGUGAUAAUGGCCGAGGGUACAGUGCAAACGAUGGGAAGUGGGUGAUUAUACGCUGUAAGUUCUGUGGCUCCAGAGGAACCCAUCGGCUGUGCUCUUCCUUGAAGCCCUUCCGGCGUGACUGGGUUUGCAGUGACUGCCGGCCUGUAGUGAAUGAAAAUGGUGUUGUCUGUCAGCAUAUAAAAUCUCCAGCAUCAGGGGAACAGGAGAAGAAAAGACACCUGAAAAGACAACAAACUUCUCUCCAUUCUGCCAUAGUUUGUAAAAAAUCCUCUUUUCAGAUGAAUUCACCUCAGGAGAUCUUGCACUGUCUGUCCAAAAAAAUAUCACCACUCCAUUUCACUUUGGUUGAGAUAAAAAAAGAUGGAGUUUUAAAGGCUGCCCAACAGAUUUUGAGACAGAAUGACUUUGACCCACACCACACCAUGACUGUGACUUUUCCUGGAGAUAAACUGCACAGCGAGGAUGUUGGUUCUGGGAACCAACGCCGGUUUUUGAGGCUUCUGGUGCAGGACUUGCAAAACUUGUCAGUCUUUCAGGGUCCUGAAAACAAGAAAAACUUAGCUUUGGAUUCUCAAGCUCUACGAGAUGACCUGUAUUUUGAUGCAGGAUGCAUUCUGGCUCUAAGUCUUGUCCAUGGGGGACCACCGCCAAGGUUCUUCUCUAGAGCUUUGUACAAAUGCCUUUUCAAUUUUCCCAGCGAUAGCCGCCUGACAGUGAGAGACAUGGUAGACACCGUUUUAGCAGAAAAAGUGAAGAAGAUAAGAGAUGCCCGAUCUUUAAAGGAAUUAAAAGAGGCAGUCAGUUCCUCAACAGAAUAUCUGAAAGUAGCUGGAUGUUUCAGACAAGUUAAUUGCCUUUCUGACAAACAGCAGCUAGUGGAUGAUAUUGUGACCUUUCAUUUUAUAACAAGAAUGCAAUUACCACUUCAAAGAUUUCGUGAGGGUCUGAAUACUUUGGGUCUCUUUGAACAAAUCCAAAUGUUCCCUGGACCGUUCUGUGAUCUGUUUUGCUCCUCAUCUGAAAAGAUGUCAGCUGGCACAAUGGAUAGCCUGUUCUCUGUCCAGUUCUCUGUUAAUGAGGAGAAGAAAAAGAAAGAACGAACAGUAGUGGGUUUCUGGAGGCAGUACCUACAUGAAUGUGAAGAGGGCAGAUGUGCAACAACAUUAGAGGAUAUCCUCAUUUUUGCUACUUCAGCAGAUGCAGUCCCUGCAGUAGGAUUUAAUCCUGCCCCCAGUCUGUCAUUUCUACACCCACAAAUCUCCGUAGGUGUGUUUCCUGAACGCCAUCCUAGCUUCAACCACAUUGUGCUUCCUGUGCUCACCUCAUAUGAGAUCUUUAAGAAACACAUGGAGUAUGCAGUAUGUCAGCUUACAAUGAUGCAGACUCUAUAAUAUUUUUGUUGCUAAACAGUAUAAAGGGUCAUCAUAUGUUAGAAUUCACAAUUUUUUUUAAUUAUCUGCAAUCUUAAGGAUAUGGCAUAGUCAUUUUCAUACCGACCAUGCAAUUAGCCCUUUUUUUCCAGCAUUAAUUUCUAUAAACACUGAACUCACUGAGCUUUAACAAUAAAAAAAAAUCACCUGAUUUUUAUUCUUGUGGUUGUAUGGUAUAUUUCUACAUGUGUUCAUUUACAUUGUAGUGUUACAUAUAUAGAAUCACAUGUUGAGUAGAAUUAAAUUUCUAUUAAUUACCAGUUAGAUAUCUAUUUGUAGCUUUGUAGAUUAUUGAAAUGGUAUCAAAAAAUGUCUAGUCUUUCUCGAUUAUUUUUACAAUGGUAAUGUUUUUUUUUGUUCUUUUUUAUUGACCAAUUCAUUUUUCUGAAGGUUGCAAGUGUAUAUUUCUGAAAUGCAAUAUAAAUAACUUUUAAAGAUAAUCUCUGUUACUGCUAGUUUUUGUUUUUAUCUUAUCACACUAUAGUUUGUUAGAAUAGCUGUAAUGGACAGAGUUUCAUUCAGUUAGUCAGUCUGCUGAUGGCACUUUACAGAUGACCUGCAUCCAAACUGAGGAUAUGUACUAGGGCUGUUUUAUUUAUGCUAGAUGAGGUAUGGUUUUUCACAUAUAUUAUGCAUGCAGUAAUGCGGUUAGUUUUAUUUUAUUUUUUUUGCUUUGUUUUACUGAUAAUGCUGCACAUCCCUGUUUUGUGUUUUUAUGCUAAUUGAAUAUGAAGGUUUUGAGAGGACUGAUCUUAAUUUUAGUGAUCUAGCUUCUCAAUACUAUGUUCUAAGACGUUCAUGUGAAGUAGCAGCUCUGUUGUUAGUGUCUGAAGAAACCACCAUCUAGUAUAGUGUGGAAGUGUAAUUCUUUAGGGAUUGCAGUAAUUGCCCAUUCCUGCUACUUCACUAUUAAUUGCUUUAAUAUUGCUAUUAAAAGAUCUGAAUAUUAA
Brienomyrus brachyistius is the source of this 4006-nucleotide messenger RNA. It is a transcript of the gene g2e3, whose product is annotated as G2/M-phase specific E3 ubiquitin protein ligase. Gene Ontology annotation, cellular component: nucleus. The record is from RefSeq and is a predicted model, not a curated record. The coding region runs from base 894 to 3017 and encodes 707 amino acids. Gene Ontology annotation, molecular function: ubiquitin-protein transferase activity. Lineage: Eukaryota; Metazoa; Chordata; Actinopteri; Osteoglossiformes; Mormyridae. The transcript has 14 exons.